AUAAGAGGAAAAAAAUAAAAAGAAUAAAAAAAAAUGUUCUCAAAAAUAUUCAAAUUAACCAAAAAUAAUAACAUUUCUCUCAACAACACUUGCAAGAAGUUCUUUGAUCUCCACGAGUAUUAAUCCAAGGACAUAAUGAGAAGUUUUAAAGUUAGAGUCCAAAGAGGAGCUAUAGCUUUAACCCCUGAAGAAGCCAAAAAAGUAUCUAUUCCUUUAGACCCAUCUGGCGGUUUAAUUCUUAAAUGUUAAGUACACACAGGUGGUAGAGGAAAAGGGCAUCUUACAUCAGGGUUAAAAGGUGGUGUAAAAGUCUUAAAAACCCCCGAAGAAAUUGAAAAAUACGCUAAAUAAAUGAUUACGGGAUAUAAUUUGAUAACUCACCAAACCCCCAAAGCAGGCUUAAAAGUAAACGCAGUACUAGUUCAUGAAGGCGUAGAUAUAGUUAGAUAACUCUAUAUUGCUUUUAUUUUAGAUAGAAAUUCUUCUUGUCCUGCUAUUAUAGCCAGUAAAAACGGAGGAAUGGAUAUCGAAGAAGUCGCCAAAACUGAUCCUAAGAGUAUUAUAGUAGAAUUAGUGAACCCUGAUGUUGGAUUAACUGAUGAAAACUUACAAAAUGUAAUAAAAUCUUUAGAGAUUACGCACAUAGCAGAUUAAGCAAAAGAAUAAAUCAGAAACUUAUAUACUAUGUUUAAUAAAUUGGACUCUACUUAAGUAGAAAUUAACCCUUGGGCAACUGAUCCAAAAGACUAAUUAUAUUGUGUCGACGCAAAAAUAAAUAUAGAUGAUAACGCUAAAUUUAGAUAACAAAAAUUAGUUGAAUUAAGAAAAAGUUCACUUGCUUCAGAAGAUGUAGACCCUCAUGAAGAGAAAGCUUUAAAAUCAGGACUUGCUUAUGUUGCUUUGGAUGGCAAUAUUGGAUGUUUGGUAAAUGGUGCAGGACUUGCAAUGGGUACAAUGGAUAUUAUUAAACUUAAUGGAGGUAACCCUGCUAAUUUCUUAGACGUUGGUGGUGGUGCAAACGUUGAUUAGGUCAAAACUGCUUUCGAAAUUUUGAAUUCUCAUCCUCAUGUAGAGACUGUCUUUAUUAAUAUUUUCGGAGGAAUUCUUAGUUGUAAAUUAAUUGCCGAGGGAAUUAUUAAAGCUGCUUAAUUGGUUGACUUGAGAGUGCCUUUAGUAGUUAGAUUAAGUGGUAAUUAGGCUGAAGUUGGAAGAAAUCUCUUACUUGAAUUUACCUAAAAAAAUCCCAAAAUUUCAAUUAGAGUUGGAAAGGAUUUAGGUGAUUCGGCUGCUUUGGCUGUUAAAACCGCUAAUGAAUUUGCAGGAAGAAAGUGAUUUGAUUGAUUAAUUGAUUUUUUUUUAGAAAAAAACUAAUAUAUAAUUGAUACUAAUUUUAUGUUUUUUUAUUUAUUUUUAAAAACAGAUUUAUUCGAUAUAAAAAAUUAUUAAAAUUUAAUAUAUAUAUAUAUUUUUUUUUUUCUAAAAAAUAUAUUUUUAGAAUCU
Messenger RNA from Ichthyophthirius multifiliis, 1500 nucleotides. Its product is annotated as suclg2 protein, putative. Gene Ontology annotation, molecular function: ATP binding; succinate-CoA ligase (ADP-forming) activity. NCBI's taxonomy places the organism in Eukaryota, Ciliophora, Oligohymenophorea, Hymenostomatida. The transcript is spliced from 3 exons. Gene Ontology annotation, cellular component: succinate-CoA ligase complex; mitochondrion. Gene Ontology annotation, biological process: succinyl-CoA metabolic process; tricarboxylic acid cycle. The record is from RefSeq and is a predicted model, not a curated record.